Juglans microcarpa x Juglans regia is the source of this 1800-nucleotide messenger RNA. RefSeq names its product berberine bridge enzyme-like 15. The record is from RefSeq and is a predicted model, not a curated record. Bases 63 to 1679 code for a protein of 538 amino acids. Gene Ontology annotation, molecular function: FAD binding; oxidoreductase activity. The transcript has a single exon. NCBI's taxonomy places the organism in Eukaryota, Viridiplantae, Streptophyta, Magnoliopsida, Fagales, Juglandaceae.
AGGGUGCUUGGGUCACCUUUUUUUCUGCAGCGCACCAAAACAGAGGAGUAAGAACCAUAAAAAUGGUGUCCCCAAGCUCUAGUUCCUUGUUUUCAGCAGUUUUAUUCCUGCUGUCUGCGUCAUUGGCAGCUUCAGCUACGAUUCAAGAAAGUUUCAUCGAGUGUCUCACUCUCAAUUCUCAAAUUUCCAUUCCAGUGGCUACUGCUUUUUUCAGCCCAGAUAAUACUUCCUUUCACGCUGUCCUCGAAUCCUCUGCACAAAACCUCAGGUAUUUAGUCCCUUCAGUGCCAAAGCCUGAGUUCAUCUUCAUGCCGGUGCAUGAAUCCCAUGUCCAAGGAUCUGUAAUCUGUUCCAAGCAGCUUGGAAUACAUCUCAGAAUCCGUAGUGGAGGCCAUGACUACGAGGGUCUCUCUUACGUAUCCGAAAUUGAAUCACCUUUCAUCAUUGUCGACCUGGCCAAGCUUAGGUCUAUCGACGUUGAUAUCAAAGAUAACAGUGCAUGGAUUCAGGCUGGUGCCACUAUUGGGGAAGUUUACUACAGAAUUUACCAGAAAAGCAAAGUCCAUGGCUUCCCUGCCGGUCUUUGCACCAGCUUAGGCGUUGGCGGGCACAUUACUGGAGGUGCAUAUGGUCCCAUGAUGAGAAAAUAUGGUCUUGGCGCUGACAAUGUUGUUGAUGCUCGAAUUGUUGAUGUUAAUGGCAAAAUUCUCGACCGGAAAGCCAUGGGAGAAGAUCAUUUCUGGGCUAUUAGAGGUGGGGGAGGGGCAAGCUUUGGAAUCAUUCUUUGGUGGAAGAUAAAGCUGGUUCCUGUUCCCUCAACCGUGACAGUUUUCACUGUCACCAAGGCCUUAGAACAGGGUGGAACAAAGAUCCUCUACAAAUGGCAACAGGUUGCAGACAAGAUUGAUGAGAAUCUCUUCAUCAGGGUCAUAAUUAGCCCGGCAACUGCUGGAGCUAAAGGUGGAAAGACAAUAACAACUUCGUACAAUGCUCUUUAUCUUGGUGGUGCUGAGGAGCUUCUCCAAGUUAUGCGAGAAAGCUUCCCAGAAUUGGGUUUGACAAAAAAAGAUUGCGUCCAAACAAGCUGGAUUAAAUCAGUGCUUUAUAUUGCUGGUUACCCAAGUGGGACACCCCCGGAAGUUCUGCUCCAAGGGAAGUCCACAUUCAAGAACUAUUUCAAAGCUAAAUCAGACUUCGUCAGAGAACCCAUACCAGAGACAGCACUUGAGGGACUCUGGAAAAGAUUAAUGGAAGAGGAUGGUGCUCUGACUAUCUGGAAUCCAUACGGAGGAAUGAUGAGCAAGAUUUCAGAGUCUGAAAUUCCUUUUCCUCACAGGAAUGGAACUUUGUUCAAAAUCCAGUGGCUAUCCAAUUGGGAAGAUGGUAAGGAGAAGGCGCAGCCUCAUGUUGACUGGAUUAGAAAGCUUUACAAUUACAUGGCUCCUUAUGUUUCAAAGCUGCCCAGGACUGCAUACGUGAAUUAUAGGGAUCUUGAUCUGGGGAUGAACAAGGGCAAAGACACCAGCUUCAUGGAGGCAGCUGCAUGGGGUAACAGCUAUUUCAAGGACAACUUCUACAAAUUAGUGAGAGUUAAGACCAAGGUUGAUCCAGGCAACUUCUUCAGGCAUGAACAGAGCAUUCCACCUCUUCAACUUUCUAAAGAUUCCGCAAAAAGCUAGAAAUAGGGUUGGCUUGUUGCAGUAAAUGGCUACACGACUUUGGUCAAUGGUUUUCCCCCCUUGGUCUAAUAAAUGCUUAGUAUUGCAAGUCUUGUAUGAAAUUUAUGUUAUGGUUUUCCUU